Molecule: messenger RNA, 1311 nt
Organism: Rhea pennata
Lineage: Eukaryota; Metazoa; Chordata; Aves; Rheiformes; Rheidae
Gene: NIM1K
Product: NIM1 serine/threonine protein kinase
Exons: 3
Coding region: 1-1311 (436 amino acids)
Biological process (GO): intracellular signal transduction; protein phosphorylation; microtubule cytoskeleton organization
Cellular component (GO): cytoplasm
Molecular function (GO): protein serine/threonine kinase activity; tau-protein kinase activity; ATP binding
Source: RefSeq, a predicted model, not a curated record
AUGACAACAGGGUAUGUGAAUGGAGGAGGUCUUGGAAAACACCGCUACACCAGAUGGAACCGUGAGGACAGUGGAGAGGACUAUGGGCACGUGGAGUGCUACGGAGGAGAUGAAGAGGACAGGGAGCACAGGCUGACCCCAUUUGAGAAACUAACCCGGGAUAUGUCCCAGAAUGAGAAGGUAGUGAAGGAAUUAACCUUAGGGAAGAGGAUUGGAUUUUAUCGAGUCAGAGGAGAAAUAGGGAGCGGGAACUUCUCACAAGUAAAGCUUGGAAUUCAUUCCCUAACCAAAGAGAAAGUAGCAAUUAAGAUUCUGGACAAGACAAAGCUCGACCAGAAGACUCAGCGCUUGCUAUCUCGUGAGAUAUCCAGCAUGGAAAAACUGCACCACCCAAAUAUCAUCAGGCUGUAUGAAGUGGUGGAGACACUCUCAAAGCUGCACCUAGUGAUGGAGUAUGCAGGAGGUGGGGAACUCUUCACUAAAAUCAGUACAGAGGGGAAGUUACUAGAAACAGAGUGUAAACUGAUCUUCUCCCAGAUCGUGUCUGCUGUGAAGCACAUGCAUGACAAUAAUAUCAUUCACCGGGACUUGAAAGCAGAAAAUGUAUUCUACACCAGUAACACUUGUGUUAAAGUGGGAGACUUUGGAUUCAGCACAAUAAGUACGAGAGAUGAAACUUUAAAUACUUUCUGUGGCUCUCCUCCUUAUGCUGCCCCUGAACUCUUUCGCGAUGAAAACUAUGUUGGCAUUUAUGUAGACAUCUGGGCACUAGGAAUCCUGCUCUACUUUAUGAUGACUGGUAUUAUGCCAUUUCGGGCAGAUACAGUGGCCAAACUGAAAAAGUGCAUUCUUGAAGGGACAUAUACUUUGCCCCCCUCCCUCUCAGAAACUUGUCAGAAACUGAUAAAAGGCAUCCUUCAGCCAGUACCAACUGACCGGUACUCUGUCAAACUUAUUAUGAACAGUGACUGGAUGCAAGGGAUACAGUAUCCUAAACCUUUAGAACCAUUUAAACUGGAUCCAAAGUAUUUAUCAGAGAUCAGUAUGCUCAAAGAUGAAGAAAAUGAAGUGAAAAGUAUUCUGAAUGAUCUGGGAAUCACAGAACACCACAUUCAAAACAACCGGGGAAAAGAUGCUCGCAGCUCAGUAACAGGUAUCUACAGAAUUGUUCUGCACAGAGUACAAAAAAAAAGGGCACUGGAGUGUGUUCCUAUAAUGUCCAAUCCAGAUCCCAAAGAACAAGACUUUAAGAAAGAAAACAGUUCUUACAGUCGGCUAAAACACACAUCCAAGCUGUGUUCAAUUUUAUAA